GCAGUGAACCUCGUGUGCUUUGCUACCUUUGCGCGUCUCCAUGUCCUUGCCGCCGUCGAUAUCCGCCGUUCAAGAAGUGUGGCCCCCUCGAUGCCGUCUCCUGUGGUGGCGAACUUUGUCCUUGCUCCUGUCCCUUCUUCUUCUCCACAUGGGCCAGAGAAGGUCCUGACCGUAGACGACCCAGGAGGCUCGGCUUCGCGCGUAGAAAUCCAAUAUGUCGCUGAAGGCGCUGCAAACGUGGUCUGGUCUCUGGGCUCCAACCCGUCGUUGAAGGAGACGCUGCUUCGGUUGCGCAAGGGAACGUGGUCUGGGGAAGAACUCAGCCCACAGGCAUCCAAGAAACAGCGGCCGCCGCCGCCUUUCAUCUCGACCGUCGAGGUGCUCGAGCACUUUUACAAGCUCGUCAAGCCGCUCUUUGAGCCGGGCGAGCUCGUGGACCAAGAGCUCGUGCGCGUGGAGCCCAGUCUCGUCGAACGCUGCAACGCGCACCUGGACGAGAUCGAACGCGCGGGGCUGAGGCCGAAGACGCGCUGUCGCUGGCACAUCAAGCACGACGAGACCUUCGGCAUGCUGAUAACUUCCAUGCUGCCGACUUCUGAAGCCGGUGCUCUGUUCCAUCUCAAGCCGAAGUGGCUGGCUCAGUCGCCGACGGCUCCGCCAAACGCGCGGCGCUGCAGGACGUGUGCUCUUGCUGCGAAAAGAGGAACAGACCCCACGCAGACGGUGUGUUCACUCGCACUGUGCUCCGGCGAUGAGGUCUCUGUACGAGCACAGAUUGAGAGACUUGUCGUUGGCAACGCCUUGCUGUAUAAAGAUGAGAGUCUUUCUCACGGGGGGAAUGAUCGCGCCUCUCUUCGAGCGUCCCCCGCGGCUGCUUCGACCGAAGCCAUCAUCACAAGACUCACGGCGUUGUUUCUACCGGAUGGAAAGGCCCAUAAACUUCUUAAACGGCUUUGCCUGCUACAGCAGCAUUACGACCCGUCGGGAGUUCUACGGCUGAGACCGGGUGCCGACACGUCUGACCUCGCCAUGGCAAUGACGCUGCGCGACGCUACCAUGUUCGUGAAGCUUUCUGCCGACAGUGCGGACGUGCGACUGGGCGACUUGGAUCCAAAGAGUGGCGAGAAUGAGAACAAGGUCCAGCAGUGGCGUGAGACAGAGAACGGGCUCAUCAACAACGGAUGGUACACCGGCGAAGAAGACGAGGCCUUGCGCAAAGGAGGAAAAGUCCACACGACUUGCUUCUUGUGGGACAGGUGAACUCUGUCGGUUGCGCCCGCUCGAGAUCUUCGCCUAUAUAUGAACGCGGAUGCCAUGCGCAACAUGCCUAGCCUCAAAUUAUCGAACUCAAUGCCUUAUCUUCAGGAGUGGCUCUUGCGAUUUUUGAGCAGUCAUAAACAUAUGGAUAAAGGGCCGCAAAGCAGGCGAGGCCACCAAAAGCGUCUAGCAUCUCGACCUUGGAUUACGUGAAGCGAAAGCAUCAGAGCCUGUCACGAAUGGAAACAAUGUGGCGACGGAGCGUACUACGACUUUGUUCGAAUCGCGAAAAGCACUUUAAACAUCACUUGCAUUCCAAGUACGACACGGUGGAAAAAAGAAAAAGAGAUUCUGACAGACAAAUUCAAGGGGCUUGUUCCCUAUUGAGCGACCUUUUGUCUACCAUUGAAUCUCAAUACACUGUGGUUGCAUUUGCCAAUAGCGCUUUGAGGUGAAAUAUAUGGCAAUCAAGGCGCUGCGUCAGAAGACACGCUCUCCGGCUCCUCGUCAGCGUAAUCCUGCUCGCCGUUUUCAGCCGCGGCUGCAGCGCUGGUCGGCAGGGUGCUUUCUGCAGCCUGAAGCUUCUUGAACUGCUUUUCAAGCGUCGACGGCUGUGCGAAGGUCAGUUCCGCGCGUCGGAGCAGACAAAGAAAUUCGAUCGCGCCUUACCUGAUAGUCGGUGCCGACCCCGUGCUCCUUCAUGUGCUUCGCGACGCGGGCCCACUUCUUGCAGAGCGCAUCCUUGUGCUCGGCGUCGAUGGCGUCGUCGAUGGCCGCAGCGGACGCCUUCAGCUGCUCCAUAUCCGCCUCGGCAACGCACGCGAUGGCGGCCUUGAUGCGGUUGUAGCGGUUGGGCAGCGUGGAUCCCCCGGGCUUGACGCCCGUCAUCUUCUCCCACUCGGCAUUGAUCACGGACCACGGCUUGCCCUCCUGCCAACGCACAUUAAGAUUCAGAGCACUGGCAAUUCAGGGUUAGAAGCAGCACGUACCUCCUUGAACUUCACCAGCAUUUUGUCCUCUGGUUUCAUCUCGUCCACGCUUUGGGGGAUCCACUGGCGAGCAUUGGCUGGUGAGCCUUUUGCCUUCUUAGCCGACUUGACGCUGUUCUCUUCGUCCUCGGUAGCCCGCUUGGCUGGCGUCGUCCUCUUCGACCUGGGCGUUUUUGGCGUCUUAGGCUCCUUAGCAGCAGUCGACAUCUUCAUGUCGGACGUAGCAUCUUCCGGAGUGGUAGGGCGGUCAGUGGCUUUGACUCCUGGAUUGUUGGACUUGCUGGUAUCGGCACUAUCAACGACGGGAUCUGCCGUCUCAGCAUUUUGUGGCAAAGGAAGAGCCUCCGGCUCGGGUAUCGACAGUGACGCAUUGCUUUCGGUCAUUUUGGAGGUGUUUCUUUGAGGACACUGUCAGUGUUGAGCAGAUUACGGUGGAAGGUGAGAAACGGAUUGAAUGUCUUUUUGAAUGGGAAAGCAGACAAAGUAAGCUCUCAGGGGUCCGGGACGAAAGGAGUGUCAACUUGUAUUGUACAGGCAACAAUCAGAUCUGAAU
This is a messenger RNA of Verruconis gallopava, 2799 nucleotides long. RefSeq lists its product as uncharacterized. The record is from RefSeq and is a predicted model, not a curated record. Bases 91 to 1260 code for a protein of 389 amino acids. Gene Ontology annotation, molecular function: ATP binding; inositol-1,3,4,5,6-pentakisphosphate 2-kinase activity. Gene Ontology annotation, cellular component: nucleus. Lineage: Eukaryota; Fungi; Ascomycota; Dothideomycetes; Venturiales; Sympoventuriaceae. Gene Ontology annotation, biological process: inositol phosphate biosynthetic process. The transcript is spliced from 2 exons.